CGCCCGGACAUAAACGCUUCCGUGCGUCCAAUUAAUAGCUUCAAUUCAUUGUGACUUGAUUGAACACCCACCAGACAUGAAUAAUCACAACGCAUCAAGCGUGGCUAAAGACACCCAGUGGCGUCACGAGCUCAUGAUGAAAACCAUUGAGCAGAUAACCCACCCUGACUUCAUUCGCGAGAAUCAACCGAAGUACCAGAACCAGGUGCUCGCCAGCGCCGCGGUGUGCUGCGACAAGGCCAACUGCGACCGGGAGAAGAUAGAAUCCAUGCCCGAGCACUACUUCCGUGACCCUGACAUCAUAUUUGUUGCAGCUCAACCAUUCGGCGUGACUGCUGCCUUCCCGCCCCCGGGACAUGGCCCCGCGCCCGAGCGCGCCCCGGCUCCCGCUCCAGCGCCUGAGGUCCCGCCGCCUCCCAAGAAAGAAUCGCAGUGCAUGGCCCUGGAGCCCUACGUUCCUCCGCCACCAUUUUGCCCCUGCGUGGUGAAUAGGGGCCACUUGGUUACUAUUUGCUGCCACCGCCGCGACUGCGAGGACUCUUCAAAGGUUCAGGGGCGCGAACGCAACAACAAGAACUUCAGCCACUUCAAAUAUUAAAUUUCUCUCUAUCGGUGUUGUGAUGUGAAAACCCCAUCCCUUUACCUUAAAAUCACGCGCUGUUUAUACAAAAUUACAAGUUUCGGUAGGAAGGCAACUAACUGUGCACACGUUUUCGCACACGUACUUGUUAAUAUUUAGGCAAAGGUUGGAACCAAAAUUCAAGGUCGUAUUGAAUUUAGAUGAAUCCUUCUAUUGGGGAUUGUCACACUCUUUACAAGUCAGGGGCAUAAAGUUUACUAUUAAAUUCUAGGUAGGUAACUAUAAUUCAGGGUUCACUUGUUAGACACAAUUGAAAAAGCUUCCAAGCCGGUUUACGUUUCUUUUGUUCCUACAGAUGAUGCGGUAUGAGUCUCGGCAUUCUAUCCUUUGAUGUUACUGGGUGUUGUUGUGUCGUAUCGAUGUUUUCUGACCGUAUAUUGAGAGUCAGGUUAGGAUAAGGUGACUACAUUAUUAAUUUGGGUUGAAGUUUGAUGAGUAGGGUGAACUGCAACUUGAGAAGCCCGUAGUAACAGAACCGUGGUGUAAAUCGGCCUACUCGGCAAUGGAGGCAAAGGCUUUACCUAUUUAAACUUUUUCGACCACUUUACAUUGAACCUAAGAAUCUCUUGUAAGCUAUUUUUAAUUGUAUUUUCAAGUGUUAAAUUUAAGUUUGAUUUAAUUUAUCAUAUCAUUGUUAUUUAUAUUUAAAAAAGAACAAGUUUAUUUUUACUCUUCUAUAAAGGUAUUUUUCUUAGAAAUUUUACUGAAUGUUGGUAUUAUUAGUAUAAUCCACAAUGUCUACACGUAUAUACCAAUUGUAGUUGUGGUAAUAAAAAUAAAAAAAAAA
This is a messenger RNA of Helicoverpa zea (corn earworm), 1427 nucleotides long. RefSeq lists its product as uncharacterized. The transcript is spliced from 3 exons. The record is from RefSeq and is a predicted model, not a curated record. Bases 77 to 598 code for a protein of 173 amino acids. NCBI's taxonomy places the organism in Eukaryota, Metazoa, Arthropoda, Insecta, Lepidoptera, Noctuidae.